UAUUUUAAAUUAAUAAUAAAUCACCUCUCAACAGCUUUACACACCAACACCACCUCCUUCAAGAUCCAUCUCAGAACAACAACAACAGGAUCAAUCAAAUCAAACCCUAGAUUUUCUUCAUCUUUCAUUUCUCAAAUUGCUCAAUCCUAACCGUCGAUUACAGGGCCGUAGUUGGUUAAUUUCUUCGGAUCUGUGUGUGUUUUUGGUGUGUAUUUGAUGUGAAUUUGGUGAUGAUUGUGGGUAUUAUUGGUUGAUUACAGAUCAUUGGUUAGUGAGGCACGGUUCGGACCAGAAUUUGGAUUAGAAUUUGGAUUAGAAUUUGGGGUUUGGUGUUAAAAUGAUUUCGAAAUCGUAUGCGAACUUGUUAGAUCUAGCGAAUGGGAAUUUUCCAGCAAUGGAAGAGCCUAGAAGGAAGAUGUUCUCAAGGACAAUGACUGUGCCUGGAGUUUUGACAGAGCUUGAUGAUGAUCAAGCGCGAAGCGUUAGUUCGGACGCGCCUUCGACGGUUCUGGCGGACCGGUUGAUUGUUGUCGCGAAUCAGUUGCCGAUAAAAGCGGUACGCAGGGUGGAUGACAAGACCGGAGAGGCAUCGUGGAGUUUUAGUUGGGAUGAGAAUUCGUUGUAUAAGCAUAUUAAGGAUGGUUUACCGGAGGAAAUGGAGGUUAUAUACGUAGGUUCGCUUCGGGCUGAGAUUGACCCGAGUGAACAAGAUGAUGUUUCUCAGGUGUUGUUAGAGAGGUUUAAAUGUGUACCGGCUUUUCUUCCUCCGUCGGUUUUGGAUAAGUAUUAUCAUGGAUUCUGUAAGCAGCAUUUAUGGCCUUUGUUUCAUUACCGGCUGCCGUUUUCCGCUAGUCUUGGCGGUCGGUUUGACCGGUCGCUAUGGGAAGCCUACGUGUCGGCUAACAAGAUUUUCUCACAGAAGGUGGUUGAGGUGAUAAACCCUGAUGACGAUUACGUUUGGAUUCACGAUUAUCAUCUAAUGGUGGUUCCGACGUUCUUGAGAAGACAUUUUAACCGGUUGCGAAUGGGGUUCUUUUUACAUAGUCCGUUUCCGUCUUCGGAAAUCUACCGGACUUUACCCGUUAGAGAAGAGAUCUUGAAGGCACUAUUAAAUGUCGAUCUUUUAGGGUUUCAUACGUUCGACUAUGCGCGUCAUUUUCUUUCUUGUUGUAGUAGAAUGCUCGGUUUGGAGUACCAGUCGAAACGGGGGUACAUUGGGUUGGAAUACUACGGUAGAACGAUCGGAAUCAAGAUUAUGCCAAGCGGGAUCCACGUGGGUCAAAUGGAAUCUGUUUUAAAGCAAUCAGAUAAACAAUCUCGUGUUCAUGAGCUCGAACAAGAAUUCCAAGGGAAAACGGUGCUACUCGGUGUUGAUGAUUUGGAUACAUUUAAAGGUGUAAAUCUCAAGGUUUUAGCAAUGGAACACCUGCUUAAAUCGCAUCGCGGUUGGAUCGGACGUGCGGUUUUAGUCCAAAUCUUGAAUCCCGCACGCGGGAAAGGUCGGGACGUGGAGGAGAUCGAGGAGGAGAUCAGAACAAGCGUAUUACGAAUUAAUCAAGAAUUGGGAAAUCCGAACUACACGCCUAUAGUUCUUAUCGAUAGACCGCUUACGUUAGCCGAGAAGGCUGCAUACUACACCAUUUCCGAAGCUGCUAUCGUUACAGCCGUAAGAGACGGUAUGAAUUUAACUCCGUACGAAUACGUUGUAUGCAGACAAGGUAUUUCCGGGUCCGAUUCAUCAAACUCACCUCAAAAAAGCAUGUUAGUGGUCUCCGAAUUCGUGGGUUGUUCACCGUCUUUAAGCGGUGCAAUACGGGUCAACCCAUGGAACGUGGAGUCAACAGCCGAAGCCAUGUACGAAGCCAUAUCCUUUUCAGAUUUCGAAAAACAAAUGCGUCAUGAAAAGCAUUAUAAAUACGUCAGCACGCAUGACGUCGGUUACUGGUCACGUAGCUUUUUUCAAGAUUUGGAACGGACUUGCGUUGACCAUUUUAGAAGACGUUGUUGGGGCAUCGGAUUAGGCUUCGGGUUCCGAGUCGUAGCGCUUGACCCGAUGUUCAGAAAGUUGAACACGGAUGCGAUUAUGAAUGCUUAUGUUCGUGCUAAAAACCGAGCCAUCUUGUUGGACUAUGAUGGGACCAUCAUGCCCCAAUCAUCGAUCAACAAACGUCCGAGUCAAGAGGUUAUUUCGAUUAUUAAUCAAUUAUGUAACGAUCCGAAGAAUACGGUGUUUGUGGUAAGUGGACGCGGUAAAGAAGAUCUCGCCAAAUGGUUUUCGCCUUGUGAGAAACUCGGCAUUGCGGCGGAACAUGGUUACUUUAUGAGGUGGCAGGCUGAUAAAGAAUGGGAAACACACGCCCAAAACGCAAGUUUUGGAUGGAUGCAAAUGGCCGAGCCUGUAAUGAAACUAUACACUGAAGCAACCGACGGUUCAUCCAUCGAACGUAAAGAAAGCGCACUCGUUUGGCACUUUCAAGACGCCGAUCAAAGCUUCGGUUCCGCUCAGGCUAAGGAAAUGUUAGACCAUCUAGAAAGCGUGCUUGCAAACGAACCAGUCGUAGUCAAAAGCGGUCAACACAUCGUCGAAGUCAAACCACAGGGCGUGACGAAAGGUUCAGUCGCGGAGAAGAUAUUCGCGUCGAUGUUCCAAAACGAAAGACGGGCCGACUUUGUACUAUGUGUUGGAGACGAUAGAAGUGACGAAGAUAUGUUUGUGAUGAUCGGGGACUCAAUAAAGGCGGGUGUAAUCUUGAAUAAGAAUAAUAGCUCGGUUUUCGCGUGUACGGUUGGGCAGAAACCGAGCAGAGCAGAGUAUUAUUUGGAUGAUACGGUAGAAGUUAUAAACAUGCUUGAAAAUCUUGGAGAAAUAUCAGAAGAUUCAGCAAAUUCAGAUUCUGGGAGCUCUUCUUGAGCUUAUUGGUGGUUAUUUGUCUGCUUUGUUUGACUUUUGUUGUGGUCAAACUUGACGGCAGAGUUUGUACAUUCUGAUCCAGAAAGCAAGGGUAAAGAAGGUUUUUUUUUUCUUUUUUUUUUUUAACUUUUUGAAAAUAGGUUUACUACAUGGGAGUUUGUUUUGUUAUUUGUUUAUUGGAAGAUUGGAAAAUGGGUUAAUUGUUGGUAGGUACAUUGUGGAUGAUGAUGAUGAUGAUGAUGAUGAACUCUUGUUACCUUGAUGUAAAUCUUGAUAGAGUUUACCGAUCUUCCCUUCAUUUUUUC
Helianthus annuus (common sunflower) is the source of this 3216-nucleotide messenger RNA. RefSeq names its product probable alpha,alpha-trehalose-phosphate synthase [UDP-forming] 7. The transcript is spliced from 4 exons. The record is from RefSeq and is a predicted model, not a curated record. Gene Ontology annotation, cellular component: cytosol. Gene Ontology annotation, biological process: trehalose biosynthetic process. Gene Ontology annotation, molecular function: catalytic activity. Lineage: Eukaryota; Viridiplantae; Streptophyta; Magnoliopsida; Asterales; Asteraceae. The coding region runs from base 338 to 2911 and encodes 857 amino acids.